Episyrphus balteatus (marmalade hoverfly) is the source of this 2186-nucleotide messenger RNA. Its product is annotated as neprilysin-2-like. Bases 52 to 2145 code for a protein of 697 amino acids. Lineage: Eukaryota; Metazoa; Arthropoda; Insecta; Diptera; Syrphidae. The transcript has a single exon. Gene Ontology annotation, biological process: protein processing. Gene Ontology annotation, molecular function: metalloendopeptidase activity. The record is from RefSeq and is a predicted model, not a curated record. Gene Ontology annotation, cellular component: plasma membrane.
AAGUCACUCUGCUGAGCAGAGCAGUCAUCAGUUGUGGUCUCCAAGUCUACAAUGAGACUACUUCUAAUUUCUUUACUAAUAAUAUUUAUAAUAAAUAAAGUGCAUUUGUGUAAUUCUGUUCCAACAACAUUCGAAAAUGAAAUCCUUCACGGUAAAGACGAGAACGAAAAUAUUAACCAAUUUCGUGAAUCCUUCGCUAAACGCAUGCAAUCAUUCAUGAAUACUUCAGCAGAUCCAUGCGAUGAUUUCUAUGCUUACGCGUGCGGUAACUAUCCAAAUGUCAUAGAGGAUAACGAAAUCGAAAGGAAACAGAGAUCACUUACUGAUCUGUCACACGUCAUAGAUGAAUUUGUAGACAAAAUACUACAAAAGGAACGACAACCAGAUGACAUGUAUUACGACGAGUUGCAGGUUGUCAAACAGUACUUGGAAAUUUGUGACAGUUCAAAACUAUGGCCACUUUCACCGAGUGAGGAAUAUUUGACAGUUAUCAAGUCGAUAGGAGGCUUUCCAGCUUUGGAUCCAACUUGGAAUGUGUCCACAUUUGAUUGGUUCAAUAUGACUGCCAAUCUUAUUCGGUACGGUGUAGUUGGACUUAUCAAGGAGGAAAUUUUCCUCAAACACCCCUUUCCACCGUAUUACGAAAUUCCAAGAUUUGGCUUCAACUUUGACGUUUACUCGGAUAAUAUUGAAACCAAUGAGUCACAUGGAUAUGUUCACAAUGUCAAAAUUAUGAAAGAACUUCUUGAUCUUUAUAGAGUAAAUGACACUGAUGAAGUUAUAGAAGAAAUCAUCGAGCUUUGGAAGGAAGCUCUGAUAUUUCAAGACAAAGCUAUUAACAGACGAAGCUGUCGUAGGCUAGCCUUUGAAGAUGACAUGGAAGAGUACGAAUUUCCCAAAUGGAAAUCAUUAUUUGAGAUCGCAUGGAAUGCAAAUGAUUCAUCAAAAUUCGAUGGCAGUGACUGUCCAUGUGAUUGGUACUUUAAAAAACUCGAUGACAUUUCUGUCAAUAAAUCCAGAUCUAUGGCCAAUUACAUGGCCUUGAAAUUCCUCUAUACAAUGCAUCCUCAACUUAAAUCUACUAAAUACCAACAUCAGUAUUGUGUGACUCAGAUUAAGAAAACAAUGCCACUAAUUUUGACAUAUUUCUAUGUCAAGGAACACUUUAGCAAAGAUGAUCAGAAAGAAGUCGAAGAGAUGAUUGUGCAACUUAGGGCAAGUUUUAUAAAAUUGAUUCAAUCGUCAGAUUGGUUGGACACAGAAAGUCGGAUUGGAAAUGAGAAAACAAUACAAAAUUUGAAAGCUAGUGUUGGUGAAGUAGUUGAUCCCAUGUCUGACAUUUAUAUCCGUGAAAUAAAAAAGAUCAAUCUGACAGAUAAUUUCGCUAUGAAUAAUCUUGAAGCGUCAAAACAUCGAAUAAAUAUGCGCCAUUAUGCAUUUAUGCAAGAAAAUUUGGACAACAAAACAUCGCCGUUUGAAGUUCUGAAUGCAAUUCAGGUGAAUGCCUUUUACGAUCUCAUUAAGCAUGGAAUUUAUGUUUUGCCGGGUGUUCUUUUCCCGCCAGUUUAUCAUAAAUAUUUACCGCAAUCUGUCAAAUAUGGCGGCCUUGGAUAUAUUAUUGGACAUGAAAUGGUACAUAGUUUGGAUUUUAGAGGGCGUGAAUUUGAAAAAUAUUUCCAAAGACAUUCGGCAUGGUCUGAGGCAUCGGCCAAAAUGGUUACCAAUCGUUCGCUAUGUUUUGCCGAACAUCAUAGGAAUUAUACUGUUCCAGUGCUAGAUAUAAAACUUAAUAAAACAAAAAAUACAAAAGAAUCGAUUGCUGAUGCUGGGGGUCUUAGGGAAGCAUUUGACACAUAUCGAUCGGUGUAUCAAGAGGCAGUGAAAAAUAAAAUUAAGGAUUUUGAACAAAUGGAGAAUCUUCCCGGUCUAGAAUUGACGCCAGAUCAGACUUUCUUUUUGAGUUUUGCUCAAGUAUAUUGCGCCAAAUAUGAACCGAAACAUUAUUGGAGUGAAAUUUAUGAAGAUCAUCCAAUGGACAGAUAUCGAGUUAUAUCACCGCUACAGAACUUGGAGGAAUUUUCAAUGACAUUUAACUGCUCGUUAGGGACUUCAAUGAAUCCAAAACGUAAAUGUCGUUUGUGGUGAAAAUUAUUGUGAAUAAAUUAUUAAUUUUAAAAACUUUUUUU